This is a messenger RNA of Lachancea thermotolerans CBS 6340, 1173 nucleotides long. It is a transcript of the gene MGA1, whose product is annotated as Mga1p. Bases 1 to 1173 code for a protein of 390 amino acids. The transcript has a single exon. The record is from RefSeq and is a predicted model, not a curated record. Gene Ontology annotation, molecular function: DNA-binding transcription factor activity; sequence-specific DNA binding. Gene Ontology annotation, biological process: regulation of DNA-templated transcription. Lineage: Eukaryota; Fungi; Ascomycota; Saccharomycetes; Saccharomycetales; Saccharomycetaceae.
AUGCAAAACAAGACCUUCAUACACCAGCUGCACGCGAUCCUGCAGCAGCCCGAGCUGGAGCGAUGGAUCCGGUGGGAACCCGACGAGCAGCUCCGCGGCGUGUUCUCGCUGCGGCCGCACGACGCGGCCUUCUCCACAAACGUGCUCAAGCGCUACUUCAAGCACGGAAACGUCAGCAGUUUUGUCCGCCAGCUUCAUAUGUACGGCUUCCACAAGCUGGCGGCGCCCACGGCGCCGACCAGCACCGAGCCGGCCAGUCCGGCCACCAGCCCGGCCGCCAGCGCAGGCUCAAGUGUAGCCGGAGGCGGCACCAGCAGUGCGGAUGGCAGCGCGGGCGCCGCGGCCACAACCGCGGGCACCAAGUCCGGCAAGAGCGCUGUCGUGUGGCAAUUCUCGCACCCUUCCGGUGCGUUUUGCCGAGACAGUACCAUGAGCGAGCUUGGUCGCAUCCAGCGCAAGAGCGGCGGCGUCGGCAAGAACGGGAAGCGCAAAAACGUGCUCUCCGCCGUGUGCGUGAACUACGUUGACACCACUGCCGCAGCGUCCAUUGUCUCGAGGCCUUCCUCCGCGAUGUCGGGGAGCGACGAGGCCCCCCAAAUGACGCCGCUGCCGAGCCUCAGGCCCUUGACCACGCCAGCUCCCCCAGAAUCGGCAAGAAGCCCGUCCUCCCCUGAUCUGCUCUCUCAGAAGGGCUCCAGCGGGUCCUCUAAUUCUGUUCCCCAGUUAUCGGCUUUGUACCCUGGAUCCACGCCUGUUCCAGCAGGCCCUCAAAACCUGACUUUGCAACAUCUUCAACACAAUAUCAAUCUCAUCCAGAGGGGCAUGGUCACAAUACUCGAUGUACUCCAGCAGUUCCCCCCACAAUCUUCCACCGAGGCUGAGACCAUCUCUGCAACGUUGCAGGCGCUGAGAAAUGAUAUCAUAAGUGCGGACACCAAAUGGACUCACCUCAGGUAUCCUAUCGUUUCCGCACAUUCCAGCUUUAGCAGCGUGGGCUCGUCCUUCUCCAAUGCUCCUCCCGGGUCCGGCAGCCGCUUCCCCAGUCUCUCGACGCAAAAAAGCUCUGUGUUCAGUAACACGCGGUUCAGUAAUGCCAGCAUACCGAGGAGCUCCUCCUCAGGCCAGAGUACAACUGACAAUUGGGGUUUAGCCCCCCCUCACAAGAAGAAAUAA